Helianthus annuus (common sunflower) is the source of this 636-nucleotide messenger RNA. Its product is annotated as coiled-coil domain-containing protein 1-like. The coding region runs from base 1 to 636 and encodes 211 amino acids. NCBI's taxonomy places the organism in Eukaryota, Viridiplantae, Streptophyta, Magnoliopsida, Asterales, Asteraceae. The record is from RefSeq and is a predicted model, not a curated record. The transcript is spliced from 5 exons.
AUGGCUAACAAAGGAGGUGGAUUUCAUAUACAAGAAGAAAAAGAUGAUUAUGAUGUCGAUGAAAUUUAUGGACUUUAUCCAACAUUGUUCUCAAUCAACAUGCAUCAUGGAGGAUCAUUUACAAACAAUCCAGGUCAUAUAAUGAGUAGUUCUGUUAUGAAUGAUUUUGACCCUUUCUUAGAUGAUAAUGAUAGGGACAGUAAUGAGGAUAGUGAUACAGUUGAUGAGAAUAAUCAGGAUGAUAAUGAUAUGGAAGAAGAUAGUGACCAGGAUAGUGAUUAUAUAGUAGAUGAGGAGAAUGAUAUAGAUGAAAGUGAUGUUGACAUGAGAGAUUAUAAGUUCAUGGUUGAUGAUGAAGAGGAAGAUGAAACUCACCCUGAUGCAAGGAUUGAUGAUUUAGAGGUCUUGGACAAUGAAAAAUUUGAUAGUGCUAGUGAUAUUGAGGAUAAUAUAGGGAAUGUUAGGAGGAGAACCUUAAAACAUAUAAAAAGGGAACAUGUGGAGACUAGAAGGUUGUUAAAAAUAGUAAAGGAUGAUAAGGAUAGGGUAAGGGUGGCAUGUUCAGGUGAUAUUCCUGGUGUUGACAAGGUGGAAUCUGUUAAGAGGCCAAAAAAGAAGAAAGUUAAAAAGAACUAG